This is a messenger RNA of Prunus armeniaca (apricot), 219 nucleotides long. NCBI's taxonomy places the organism in Eukaryota, Viridiplantae, Streptophyta, Magnoliopsida, Rosales, Rosaceae. The record is from the annotation of a GenBank genome assembly.
AUGACUAGUAUAUCUGUGAGUGUGAAUGGAGAAUGCAAAGUUCCCCCUGGCUUCAGAUUUCAACCAACCGAAGAGGAGCUCUUGCUAUAUUACCUGAGGAAGAGGGUCUCAUGUGAGAAGAUCGAUCUAGACAUAAUUUGUGACAUUGAUCUCAAUAAGUUUGAGCCAUGGGACAUUCAAGGUACAUCAUCUCCAAUUACCACAGUAGGAAGCCUUUAA